Messenger RNA from Oryctolagus cuniculus (rabbit), 1951 nucleotides. RefSeq names its product matrix metallopeptidase 1 (gene MMP1). Gene Ontology annotation, molecular function: zinc ion binding; metalloendopeptidase activity. The record is from RefSeq and is marked validated. Gene Ontology annotation, cellular component: extracellular matrix. Lineage: Eukaryota; Metazoa; Chordata; Mammalia; Lagomorpha; Leporidae. Gene Ontology annotation, biological process: proteolysis; collagen catabolic process; extracellular matrix organization.
AAAGGAGGAGGUUCCUAGAGGAUGCAGUGAGGCUGCUAGCAGGUAGGGAGCCCGUGGUUGCCCUGCACUGAGAAGGAAGACAAACACCAGCAUGCCCGGCUUGCCUCUGCUGCUGCUACUGCUCUGGGGAGUGGGCUCCCAUGGCUUCCCAGCAGCUUCAGAAACACAAGAGCAAGAUGUGGAGAUGGUCCAGAAAUACCUGGAAAACUACUACAAUCUGAAGGAUGAUUGGAGGAAAAUUCCAAAGCAGAGAGGCAAUGGCCUAGCAGUUGAGAAGCUGAAGCAAAUGCAGGAAUUCUUUGGGCUGAAAGUGACUGGGAAGCCAGAUGCUGAAACCCUGAAGAUGAUGAAGCAACCCAGGUGUGGAGUGCCUGAUGUGGCUCAGUUCGUCCUCACUCCAGGGAACCCUCGUUGGGAACAAACACAUCUGACUUACAGGAUUGAAAAUUACACACCAGACCUGUCAAGGGCAGAUGUGGACAAUGCCAUUGAGAAAGCUUUUCAACUCUGGAGUAAUGUCACACCCCUGACAUUCACCAAAGUCUCCAAGGGUCAAGCAGACAUCAUGAUAUCCUUUGUCAGGGGAGAUCAUCGUGACAAUUCUCCCUUUGAUGGACCUGAAGGACAGCUAGCUCAUGCUUUUCAACCAGGCCUGGGCAUUGGAGGGGAUGUUCAUUUUGAUGAAGAUGACAGGUGGACCAAAGAUUUCAGAAAUUACAACCUGUAUCGUGUUGCAGCUCAUGAACUGGGCCAUUCCCUUGGACUCUCCCAUUCUACUGAUAUUGGGGCUUUGAUGUACCCCAACUAUAUGUUCAGUGGUGAUGUUCAGUUAGCUCAGGAUGACAUUGAUGGCAUCCAAGCCAUAUAUGGACCUUCCCAAAAUCCCAGUCAGCCAGUAGGCCCACAGACCCCAAAAGUGUGUGAUAGUAAACUGACCUUUGAUGCUAUAACCACAAUUCGGGGAGAAAUAAUGUUCUUUAAAGACAGGUUCUACAUGCGGGCAAAUCCCUACUACUCAGAAGUUGAGCUCAAUUUCAUCUCUGUUUUCUGGCCACAUCUGCCUAAUGGACUUCAAGCUGCUUAUGAAGUUGCCCAUAGAGAUGAAAUUCUGUUUUUCAAAGGUAACAAGUACUGGACUGUGCAGGGGCAGAAUGAGCUACCAGGAUACCCCAAGGACAUUCACAGCUCCUUUGGCUUCCCUAGAAGUGUGAAUCAUAUUGACGCUGCUGUUUCUGAGGAGGAUACUGGAAAAACAUACUUCUUUGUUGCUAACAAGUACUGGAGGUAUGAUGAAUAUAAACGAUCUAUGGAUGCAGGUUAUCCCAAAAUGAUAGAAUAUGACUUCCCAGGAAUUGGAAACAAGGUUGACGCUGUUUUCAAGAAAGAUGGAUUUUUCUAUUUCUUUCAUGGAACAAGGCAAUACAAAUUUGAUCCUAAAACGAAGAGAAUUCUGACUCUCCAGAAAGCUAAUAGCUGGUUCAACUGCAGGAAAAAUUGAUCAACUGUUGUGAAGUUGAAUGAAACAAUGUACUUUGUGAGCCCAAUGUAUUCUGUGAGCCUAAUGUAUUGUAUUUAUCUAAAGAGUCAUGUAUUUUUCAGUAUUGUAUUUAACUUCUAGAAUCACUCAGCACUAUUAAGUAUAAUGUUAUUUAUACCUCAUUUUUCAUAACUUUUGUACUAGACUUAAUAUUUUAUAUACUGAUAUAAAUAAGUUCUAUUAUAAAUAAUGGCUAAGGAAGGCCAAGUUCAUGACUGAUGGAUUCACAUGGACCAGUUUUGCAAAGAAAAUCUUUUGAAAACUACCUUAGUGAAGAACACCUGUUUUCAAGAGAGAAAAAAAGAGACAGGAGCCUUCCCAAGAGGAAAUGCAGAUCAAGAACAUGGGAGCAGUCACUCACAUCAUCCUGAUAUGCAAGAGACAAGUCCUCUUAUACCCAAUAAAAUGUUGGAU